Messenger RNA from Ictidomys tridecemlineatus (thirteen-lined ground squirrel), 1101 nucleotides. RefSeq names its product troponin T3, fast skeletal type (gene Tnnt3). Gene Ontology annotation, molecular function: troponin I binding; tropomyosin binding; troponin C binding. Gene Ontology annotation, biological process: sarcomere organization; skeletal muscle contraction; regulation of muscle contraction. Gene Ontology annotation, cellular component: troponin complex. Lineage: Eukaryota; Metazoa; Chordata; Mammalia; Rodentia; Sciuridae. The record is from RefSeq and is a predicted model, not a curated record.
UGCCGCUAUAACACGAGGGUGCAGCCGGGAGGCAGUGCCUGUGCUGGACCUGUCCACAGGGAGUUCUCGUCCUUCUCAGGCGUGACCACAGAAACAGCCCACCUCCACCAUGUCUGACGAGGAAGUUGAACAGGUUGAGGAGCAGUACGAGGAGGAAGAAGAGGCCCAGGAGGAGGAAGCAGAAGUCCAGGAGGAAGCCCCUGAAGUUCAUGAACCAGAGGAGGUCCAGGAAGAGAGGAAGCCAAGACCCCAACUCACUGCUCCUAAGAUCCCGGAAGGGGAGAAAGUAGACUUUGAUGACAUCCAGAAGAAGCGCCAGAACAAGGACCUCAUGGAGCUGCAGGCCCUCAUCGACAGCCACUUCGAAGCCCGGAAGAAAGAGGAGGAGGAGCUGAUUGCCCUCAAAGAGAGGAUCGAGAAGCGCCGGGCGGAGAGGGCUGAGCAGCAGAGGAUCCGUGCAGAGAAGGAGCGUGAGCGCCAGAACCGCCUGGCGGAGGAGAAGGCCCGGAGGGAGGAGGAGGACGCCAAGAGGAGGGCCGAGGACGACCUGAAGAAGAAGAAGGCCCUGUCCUCCAUGGGGGCCAACUACAGCAGCUACCUGGCCAAGGCUGACCAGAAGAGAGGCAAGAAGCAGACGGCCCGGGAGAUGAAGAAGAAGAUCCUGGCCGAGAGACGCAAGCCCCUCAACAUCGACCACCUGGGCGACGACAAGCUGAGGGACAAGGCUAAGGAGCUCUGGGAAACCCUGUACCAACUCGAGACGGACAAGUUUGAGUUUGGGGAGAAGCUGAAACGCCAGAAAUAUGACAUCAUGACCCUCCGGGCCAGAGUGGAGAUGCUGGCCAAGUUCAGCAAGAAGGCCGGUGCCACCGCUAAGGGCAAAGUCGGUGGGCGCUGGAAGUAAAGGGCCAGGAGGUCCCGCGGCAGAGACCCGGCCCCGGCGCACUCCAGCACCAUCGCCCCAACACUCGUGCCCAGGCUGCUUCUGGGGUUCCGGGACGCCGCCGGGGGUGGAGGGCCCCGCUGGAGCACCCCCUUGUCUCUGCCGUCCCAGUCCCCACCCUCUGGGGUCUGUGAAUAAAGCCAGCAGACCCCCCUCCA